Molecule: messenger RNA, 1260 nt
Organism: Mesorhabditis spiculigera
Lineage: Eukaryota; Metazoa; Nematoda; Chromadorea; Rhabditida; Rhabditidae
Source: the annotation of a GenBank genome assembly
AUGGGCGAUGCGUGGAACGGGACAUGUGUCCCGAUGCAGGUCGCGAUAAAAACAAGGCAUGGAAUCGAUGACGUUACUGGAGAUGUCUACGUCAAGACGGUGUUCAUCAUGUUGUACAGCUUUUUGUUUUUGUUUGGCCUUUUCGGCAACGGUGGCGUCAUUCUUGCCAUGUGCGGAAAUCGAAGGCUCCGCUCGGCGCGCAACAUUUUCCUCCUCAACCUCAUCAUCACCGAUCUCCUCCUCGUGCUCACCGCCGUACCAGUGACACCAUGGUACGCCCUAACCAAGGACUGGCAAUUCGGGUCAGCCAUGUGCCACCUGAUGCCGUUGAGCAACUCGUGCUCGGUGUUUGUCACCAGCUGGAGUCUCACUGCAAUUUCGAUUGACAAAUUUUUGCAUAUUAUCGAUCCAACGAAGGCCCCAGUAUCGAAAAAGCAAGCCUGCUGUAUCACAUUUUUCAUCUGGUCUUUGAGCACGCUCAUCAACUAUCCAUAUUUCUUGAGCUUUGCCCUCGUCGAUGGCAGCUAUUAUUCUCCAAAGGGCGAUAUCCCGAUUUGCGGGAAUUUUUGUGACGAGACAAACUGGGAGAGCGAGAAUUCGAGAAAGCUUUAUGGAACUAUCGUUAUGUUGCUACAGUUUGUCGUCCCGAUGUUGAUCAUCUCCUAUUGCUACUUCCGGAUUUUGAACAAGGUCGCCAAGGAUUCGAUUGUGCAAAAUGCGCAAUUCUGCCAUUCGCUCAGCCAAAAACAACGUCUGGAUGCUUUGAAUCGCAAGAAACGGGUCAACUAUAUUCUCAUCGGAAUGGUCGUCACAUUCAUCGCCUGUUGGCUACCACUAACUGCUGUCAAUAUCCUGAAGGAUUACAAGAGCGAACCUUCGUUCCUAAAGUAUCAACCCUUCUUCUGGCCCCUGGUCGCUCACGUGAUAGCCAUGUCGAUAGUAUUGUGGAAUCCACUACUCUUCUUCUGGCUGACGAGAAAGCAGAAACGGCUUAACCUGAGCCGGAUCAUCAACACGUCAGAAAUUGUGACAUCGUUCGCCAACAGCAUCUCCAGCCUUCGCCGGUCGACCCGGUCGCGGCGGAGCAGCAAGGCCAACUCGUCGUUCAGCUCCAAAUCGGUGCUAGCAAGCAGCCGGCGACAAACGUUCACCUCGACGGUCCCGUUCGCCUCGACGUUGGAGUCGGAGACGCAAAACGGCCGGCCGCUUAUCCUCAAAUCCUCACUCUCUGUUAACCCAUACACUGAAAAGGAAAUGCUA